Pollicipes pollicipes is the source of this 3925-nucleotide messenger RNA. RefSeq lists its product as uncharacterized. The transcript is spliced from 3 exons. The record is from RefSeq and is a predicted model, not a curated record. The coding region runs from base 508 to 1233 and encodes 241 amino acids. Lineage: Eukaryota; Metazoa; Arthropoda; Thecostraca; Pollicipedomorpha; Pollicipedidae.
GCCUUGAACGGAACUAAAUUGUAUGUCCUUCCCUCUUCCAAAUCCCGUGUUUCCAAAUAUCCGAGCUGCCCCCGCCUCUCCGCCUUGGGCGCGUCACUCACGAAGCGCCGUUGUCUGCGCAGCGACACCGAGUCGAGCUCGGGGCCCAAGUCGGCUGGAUGGCCGGCCGACUGGCCGCUGCCGGCGCCCGUCUGGUCGCCGCCGCCGCCGCCCGUCUCGUUCGGCAGCGCCGCCUCGCUGGCUGCCUUCACCAGCGAGCUGGACCAGCUGCUGGCCGCCAACCUGGCGCGCCACAGCUACGACUGCCUGAACGUGUUCCUGUGCUUCCACCGAGCACACCGCAGCUGGGCAACGGCCGGCGCGGCGGGCACGUUCGACGCGUGGCGGCGUCGGUUCGCCGUGCUGCCAACCGAAGACCACCUGACCUGCGUCGGCCUCUCCACGGACCUGCUGCGCCGAGUGGCGGCGCGCAGUGACACGGUCGCCUCCCACUUCUACCUGGCCUCCAUGGAAGAGGACGUGGGCGACGCAGACGAGUACGUGUCGCACGGCCGCCCGCCUGACAGGAACGAGAACGACCACUGCCUGGUGGCCUGCCAGCUGCGCCUGGCCGGCCGGCGCGGCGUGCUGCUGCUCGACUCGGGCUGUCACGUGCCGCGCGUCGUGGUCGUGAUGGCCGACGGCCUGGCACCACACACCGGUCCCUUCGUCAUGGACAGCCUGUCGGGCCACCUGACCUACGAGUACCAGCUCUCGCGUAACAACAAGUUUGUCAUCAACACAGCGCGCAAGACGUCGCCGACCGGCAUUACCUCCAUCAAGCGCAGCUGCAUCUUCGUGGCCGGCCGCUUCGAGAACCCAUACGCCUUCGCGGAAUACCGCAACAUCUUCCACACGCUGCGCUCGCUGAUCCGGCGCGCGGAGGACGGCCGGCUGCUCAGCGGGCUGUACUUCCCUCUGCGGCAGCCGGAGGACGCCGCCAUCACCGUGUUCUGGCACACGGCGUCCGGCCAGAGGCAGAAGAUGCGGCUGCCGCUGGCGGUGCUGGCUGCUGGCCGGCUCAGCGAGCCGCAGCAACAGGCGCUGCAGGAGACGGGCCGACAGCUGAUGGUGCCGCUGCCGCAGUGGGAGCGGCUGUUGCAGGAGGUGGUGGACGUGCUCAGCGACCGCGUCUUCAUCCAGAACGUGGUGGACGUGAACGAAGAGAUCCUGCUGCUGUCUAGCGACAACUAGCCGGCUGGCCACGUCCCAGUCUCGAUGCGAGCAGUCACCGCAGGGAGCAGUGAUUUCUACAGGCAGCCGCGAAGGUCAUCAGCGGGCGCCACGUCAAGUUUGAUGGUUUUUGGCUUACCAGCAUUUGUUGUGGUUUCCGGUGUUGGGCCUCACUGUCUUUUUACUUAAUCUCCUUUCAACUUCCUGGUUAGCACGGCUAGUGAGCAAGGUUAGUCUCCCAUGGGUAUUUUGAUUUGUUUAGUGAUAUAUUUGCAAAUAUCAGUAGCCACGCUACAGCAUCUUUCGCACGAUAUCUGGAUUAUCGCUUUAUUAACGCAAUUUAUCGCUUAUUCAAAUAUAUAUCUACCAGACAGUUCUUUGUUCCUCGGCGGGGAAGGUGCUAGCCAGACUACGCGUCAAGCAUGCGGUCAGCAUGAGUGUAGCAAGGAGAACCCUCGUAAAGCCGGGGUGAGCACUCACUGGUGAUAACAUACUUGAGCCAUAUAUCUGUAUGGAAGGAGUGGAUCCAGAGGGCGAGGAGAGGGAAGCACGUGGCAAUGGCCCUCCCCUUAUGCUCCGGAGAGGCCCAUAGCGGGCCGAACAGACACAGUUUUUUUGUUUACAAAACGCAGCAAAAUUAGACGUCCUUGGGCCUCCAGACGACCGCGAACAGUCGCAAGCAAAAGAUAUGGGCCGCGAGCAGACAAAAAAGUUAUUCGCUGAUUAAAGAUAAUAUCCCGCAUAUGAAGAUAUUGAAGCAGGCACCACAUAUGAUGAAACAAGCUAGCUUAUAACAAUUGGCUCACUUCCGAGUGGAAAAGACUGCUCUAGAUCACGCAAUUUCUCUAUUUAGUGGAUAUGCUCCCCAAUACGUCAUUGUUUGAUUGCGUCAUCGUACCUUGCAUAACAUUGAUUGAGAGCCACUUGACGGCUUGACGACUGAGAGCCACCUGACGGUAUCUGGAAGCCGCGCCCACGAACGCCAGAUACGAACGACUAGACGCUUCUAAUUUGUUUCUCCUUGAUCGCUGCAUGGCCAAUGUAAUUACAGGAUAUGAAUGACGUUAUAAUUUCGCCACGGAUGCCUAGGUGACAUCAAAGUAGUUCGCACAAAAUAGCCUGCACAUCUUCGCGGUGUGUAGCUCAGAAACUAGAGAGCUUUAGGUAUUAAAAGGAGCAGGAAUGUGAACUACACCGAAUGAUCUUCAAGAUGGCUGUUUCGGCUCAAAAUCCUACACAAAUGUUGAACACUCUAGCCCUAAGCUGUUGUCAGGGCCCUAUCCGCUAACAUGCCGGGGCACUCUCGCCGACCACGGGCCCUCCACGGGUUCGUCUCAUUCUCGCAAAGGGUUCACAAGGUGUACCCGAUAGCCGGGGGCUCAUAUGUCGACCGGCCGAAAUGCUGUCAGUUGCUCAGGGACACCUCACAUUGGUCUCGGUUAACCAACCGACACACCUGCCAUAUCCUCAUAGGCCCUUCGACUCGGUCUAGGGCCGUUCCAAUUUCCUGUUACUUGCGGAGGGUCCUCCGCUCUCGUCGGGGCCACGUCUGGUAACCUAUCCGGGCACAUUCGAUCGUUCGGGUGUCCUCCGCAAUGGGUUUUGUGGCACUUUGAAUAUCCCUGGAACGCCUUACGCUGUUGUCGGGGGCCCUAUCUGUUAAACUGCUUGGGCAUACGUGACCAUUCGUGGCCAUACACAUUGCGUAUGGGGUACGUUCUGUUUGAAUGUAGGGCACUUCGCUCUUGUCGGUGGCCUCGAUUCAAAUAAAAAGUACCCAAGUGGGCGUAAAAUGACCACGGCCGUCGACGUGCCUUGAAGUCCAAAUAACAACAACAGCUCUUGUCGGGGGACCCAUCUACUACCUGUUCGGGCGCACCCGAUCAAGGGCGAUCUCUCGCCUUUCAAUAACAUGCCCAGUGUCUGUCACGUCAGAUCAAUGGCCAAAAGAUCACCGGUGGAAGGGCUCGCUAUUCGAGUGUCAUUUGAAAGCUGUCCACUAGGACUUUCAAACGUGCACAAUUUUAAACUCCGUCCGAACGGAAAUUGUUUCAAGCUGUGCCGUAUUUUUCCCGGCCACAGGUUAUAUCGGCAUGUGCCUUUGCAUAUACGUAUCGAAUGCUCAUGCAAAACACGAAUAUGGUAGCAAUACUUUUUCUAAACGUAUAAAGCACCUUCCCGCCUUUCAGUAACAUGACUUCAAAUAACCUGCUUUUCCAUAGCACGUCCAUGAACGUCAUAUUAAGCAAGUAGCCAUAAUUCUGCCUGCAGAUGGGCUCCAUGAUCUGGUGUAGUCUCGUGUGUCUGCCCUGGGGCUAUCACACGCGCACGGCUUCCCUCUUCUCAUCCGAUUUUAAAUGAUUCCAAAACGAUAAUAUAUUUCGAGUCACUGGGUUCCAUUUGGCUAACGACGACGCUGCACUGUUAGGGCAACUCGACAUUAAAAGACUGAUCGUCUUUGAUCGUCAUUGAUCAAAUGACUGAUCGUCAUUUGUUUUCGAUUCUUUUCAAGGCGUUUCGGUUUGCACUGCCUUGAAUCCGAUCCUGUUUUGGUGCUUUUCCAGACCUGUCAUGUCCAGCGGGGUCAAAUCCGUUGAUCAAUGUGUAAUCCGUGCAUUUCUACAAUCCGGGAAGAGCUUUAUGACGGUGAAAGAAUAUUGCGGAGCAGCUGACAAGCAAGGUAUCCAACAGUUCAGUUAUAUACAUAGUUUUG